AUGCCGUCCAUCCACGUCAUCAAGUCCUCAGCCGCAAACAUGCCCAAGGACAAGCUGAGCCAGCCCAAGGAAACCUUCUCCGUCUUCAAUGACGGCGACUCGGACGACCUGCUCGAGGACGUGAAAAGAGAGAAGAAGACCAAGCGGAGUAAUCUCAAUCACGCCACGGACGCUUCCACUUCAUCCGCUACGCGAACAGCUGCUUUCGAGAUCGCCACAAAACGCAACUAG
This is a messenger RNA of Lasiodiplodia theobromae, 231 nucleotides long. RefSeq lists its product as uncharacterized. NCBI's taxonomy places the organism in Eukaryota, Fungi, Ascomycota, Dothideomycetes, Botryosphaeriales, Botryosphaeriaceae. The transcript has a single exon. The record is from RefSeq and is a predicted model, not a curated record. Bases 1 to 231 code for a protein of 76 amino acids.